Molecule: messenger RNA, 2268 nt
Organism: Trypanosoma conorhini
Lineage: Eukaryota; Euglenozoa; Kinetoplastea; Trypanosomatida; Trypanosomatidae
Exons: 1
Coding region: 1-2268 (755 amino acids)
Source: RefSeq, a predicted model, not a curated record
AUGAGCCGGAAACCCAAAGCCCCGCCCGCCGCCGUGGAGGAGACGGAGGAGACGCGGGUGAAGAAGUUUGGACGAUUUCUCUACGAGUCCUUCGACCAAACCUUCCGUCCGUCCGUCUUUGACCUGCAGCUGCGAUACUACGGCGACUACCUUCACCACUUUGGCUUCUCCAUAGAGGCCGAGACGAAGGGGCGGGGGUUGCCGUGCUUCUCCGGCCCAAAAAGUUCGCCUAGUCGUAGUGGUGGGGCGCCGCUGGUUACCGAGGGCGUUGCGCACGGCGAUGACGUCGUUGCGGACGCCGGGUGGGGCAUUUCUGAGGAGGAGCGGAAGGAGGCCGACGCUCAGGCGCGCGCAGUGGGCCCGCUGGAUGCGGCAGCAAAACCGGAGGAGGUGACGGCGAAGGUGGUGGAGCCGUUCCAGCGGGUGACCUGGCGACAGUCCGUUACGCAGUGCGCGAUGAAAAAGGCGCGGGCGUUGUACUGUUGGUUGUGUGAGAACAUCACUGUGGAGGUUCACUUUCCUGCCGCCGUGGCCGAGGAGGAGGCUGCUGCUGCUGCUGCUGCCGCCGCCGCCGCCGCCGCAACAAAGAAAGAUGGGCGAAAGAGCAACGCAUCGUCGCGUGGCGUGAAGCGGAAGACAGCGGCGGAUGCAAAGCCCACAACGCCCCCUGUGGAGGUUGUCGACCCGCUUUUGACGGCCAUGCGGGAGCGCACCGCCGACCCGCUUGUCUUGGCACGCCUGUAUCAAAGGUGCCUGCACUAUGCCAAGGUGGAGAGUAAGGUUGUUGAGGGCCACCUGCGAGGACGUGCGCCGGAGGAGGCCAUUGAGUGGGCGUGGAAUAUUGUCUCUAUCCCGCAGGAGGAGGACAACGUGAAGCGGUACCUAGUGGACGUUGCUCUCUCGUCCUACACUGGUCCACUACGUCGCGUUGCACGGGGCAAGGACGUUGUGGAAGAGGUGGAUGCAGUGAAGGAGCCUGCCCCAAAAGAGGCGCCGCCUGCUAAAUCCAAGCGCCCUGCUUCGCUCGCAAGCGAGAAGCCGGCACGAGGCCCACUGGAUGCCCCAGUUUUGGCGUCGUCUCGCUCGAUGAAAAAGUGUAUAGAAAGUUUCUACUUUAACACGCAUCCGCAACAAUUUUGCGCCACACACUUUCCCAAGGUGAGUUUAGAUACGUUGCUUCUGACGCCUCCACGGCAGGUUGUCUGGGAGGGCGCCCCGUGCCUGACGCACACCUUCUUUCGUUUUCCACUGGCCUUGAGCUCGCACCGGCGUCGGUGCCUCUUCACGGUGCGCUCCACGCCAUUCUAUGUGAGUCUCGUGAACGAGAAGCCGGAGCGAGCGGAGCUUGCCUGCUUCAUCUACAAGGGCACACUCGAGGCGUUGCCCGAGGACCUUGGCACGGCAACGCCACUGGGGCCUCAGUGGGUGUGGCAUCAACGCGAGGAGAUGACCAGCUGUGAGACCUUCACACUCAUGGUGCCUGAGGCUGGGUACUACAGCGUUGUGUUGGGGGCGAGGGACAUACGCCAGGACCCGUUUACGUCCGUCAUCUCUGAGGAGCCCUUUCUGCCUGUUGUGGCGUAUCAAGUGUUGGUGACGUUUGUGCCGCACCAGGUGCCGCAACUUCCCCGCCAGUACUUUACCCCGUCCGUGUGCAAACUCCUCGCACCGUUAACGCACCAGGUGCCGGAGGGCGUCACGCGCUUCGUCGUGAUGCCGUCGUGUGCGAAUGUGGCCGGUGUCGCGGUGGUGUCAAAGCAGUCAAGCGAAGGAACGAGAGGACUUCUGGCAUUCCUGGCCUUUUCCCCCAAACUUGUCGCGUACACUGGCGAGGUGACGCUGACCAGUGGCUGCGAGGUGGAGGUGUGGAUACUCUACGCCGCCCCGGACCACAACUACGUGAACUCGACGGAACUUCCCCGUGUGGAGCCGCGCUUCCGGCGCCGACGUUCCUCCCCUCCGCCGGAGGUUGACGUGAGUUGUAGUACGAUGCCGUUGACGUUGGCCACAGAGGCGAAGUCGACGUUUGUGCCGUUUGUGACGGACAUUGCGGUGAAGAAGUUUGGGGCGGCUGGCAAGGGCGUGUGCCACAUCCAGCCGCAGCCCACACUGGAGGAGGAGCAGCAGCCAACGCUGCGGCGCCUCAUUGGCGUGACGCCGGAAUUAUUUAAUGAGGCAACUGCCGCCAUGUCGAAGAAUUCAUGCUCCGUUGGAUCGUACUUUGAGAACAAGGUUUCAGUCGCUAGGAGAACGGCGGGAGAUGUAUGA